Molecule: messenger RNA, 1089 nt
Organism: Penaeus indicus
Lineage: Eukaryota; Metazoa; Arthropoda; Malacostraca; Decapoda; Penaeidae
Product: 1-aminocyclopropane-1-carboxylate synthase-like protein 1
Exons: 7
Coding region: 123-845 (240 amino acids)
Biological process (GO): amino acid metabolic process; biosynthetic process
Molecular function (GO): pyridoxal phosphate binding; transaminase activity
Source: RefSeq, a predicted model, not a curated record
UGUUGCCCCUCGUACUGCGUCAGGAGGUCAGUUCCUCCAGUGAGAGCUUCCUGCUGCGUGCGGAGGAUCUGGAGGCGCGAAUCGAGGCCCUGCGUCAGGAGGGGCGCCGCGUGAGGGCCUUCAUGCUCGUGCACCCCAACAACCCUCUCGGCGACGUCUAUUCCCCCCAGCUCCUCACCGACCUCAUGGGCGUCUGCGCGAGGCACGAGGUCCACUUCAUCAGCGACGAAAUCUACGCCCUUUCCAUUUUCACGGACGAAGACGAGCCUUCCUCUCGCCCUCCCUUCCACAGCGUCCUCAGCCUGCCUCACCCGGAUCCAGAACGCACUCACGUCUUGUGGGGACUGAGUAAGGAUUUCGGGCUCGCAGGCCUCCGCGUGGGCGUCGUGGUCAGCCGUUGCGCCGAGCUCAUGGCUUGCCUGCGCGCCGUCGCCAUCUACAAGUGCACGCCGCACCUCGUGCACCACGCGUCGGCGGCGCUGCUCUCGGACAUAGCCUGGUGUGACGACUUCUACCUCCGACUGAACAGCGAGAGGCUCGGCCGUACUUACAGGCGAGCCCGUGGGCGUCUGGAGGCGAUGGGCGCCCGCGUGAGGGAGGCGAGGGCGGGCCUCUUUGUCUGGUUCUCCAUCCGGGACUUCAUGGAGACUGACAGCGCCGAGGAGGAGAUGGAAAUCCACGCCCAGCUGAUGCGUGCGGGCGUGUACGUGGUGCCAGGGAGUAAGCUGUAUGGCGCCGACCCGGGCUGGAUCCGGCUCAUCUUCAGCGUCGGGGAGGAGGAGCUCGACGAAGGUCUUAAGAGAAUUGAGUCUGUCCUAAAGAAGAGGAGGAAGAAGACAGCGUGAUUGGAAGAAGACACACCUGAAAUCUUACUAUGGCGUUUUUCUGUUACUAUGUAUGCCUUCACUGUUACAAAGCUGCCUGGUCAUGGAAGUUAUCCUGAAUGUUUGUAAGUUUCUCCUCUCUUUCAGAAAACAUUAAACGAUCUCUUUCCAAAAUGUUUAUUCAUCGCAACGGGUACUUUAAUUUCUACCCCUUUCGUAACUGCAGUCAUUGCCAAUGUGAUGGAAUAACCCACGGCCAUCGCCC